Messenger RNA from Momordica charantia (bitter melon), 1315 nucleotides. RefSeq names its product ras-related protein RABC1. NCBI's taxonomy places the organism in Eukaryota, Viridiplantae, Streptophyta, Magnoliopsida, Cucurbitales, Cucurbitaceae. Gene Ontology annotation, molecular function: GTPase activity; GTP binding. The record is from RefSeq and is a predicted model, not a curated record.
CAGUGGAUCAAAUCGUCGGCACAUUUUUCAAAAAAAAAAUUGGAAGAACAAAGAAUCGGUGGGAAGAAGCAAAAAAGUUCAGUUCAUGCCUUCUUUUUCCUUUGAAUUGAACGAAUAUUUUCCAACUUUCCUUUCCCUCUCUACUCUGUGCUUCUUGUAUUUCCGAUGUCGUCCGCUCCGUCUUCGAGUCAGCCGGAGUUUGAUUACUUGUUCAAGUUGCUGUUGAUUGGGGACUCUGGAGUAGGGAAGAGUACGCUUCUUUUGCGCUUCACGUCUGAUUCCUUUGAGGAUCUUUCUCCCACUAUUGGUGUGGAUUUCAAGAUUAAGCAUGUGACAGUUGGGGGCAAAAAGUUGAAACUUGCAAUAUGGGACACAGCUGGGCAGGAGAGGUUUCGUACACUAACAGGUUCAUAUUACAGGGGAGCUCAAGGGAUCAUUAUGGUGUAUGAUGUGACUCGGCGCGAGACAUUCACAAAUCUGUCUGACAUAUGGGCCAAAGAAAUCGACAUGUAUUCUACAAAUCAGGAUUGCAUCAAGAUGCUUGUUGGAAACAAGGUGGACAAGGAAAGUGAAAGGGUAGUGAGUAAGAAAGAGGGAAUUGACUUUGCUCGAGAAUAUGGAUGCCUGUUUCUUGAAUGCAGUGCAAAAACUCGAGUUAAUGUGGAGCAGUGCUUUGACGAGCUUGUGUUGAAGAUUUUGGACACUCCCAGUCUUUUGGCUGACGGCUCAACAGGUCUGAAAAAGAACAUCUUCAAAGAGAAACCUCCUCAAGCGAAUGCAUCACCUGGUGGCUGCUGCUCAUAUUGAUUUUAUUCUAAGAAUUUCAGAAGCAUCUUCAUUUUGUUUUAGUUUCAACACCCCCUGAAGUCAAAAGGUUCAUGCUCUUCAUCUUCCCUUUUAUGGAUUAUGACUUUUAAAGUUCGUUCAACUAGAACAUCUGGCCGAGCGAUUUCCUUGUACUCUUUUAGUCUUUGUUACCAGGCCGACGAUUAAUUGAUUUAUUUUGGUGUGAGUUUGAUUUAACAUGAACUGGAGGGGAUCGUAUCAAUACUUCAAGUUUCAAGACCGACUUCUUUCAACUGCUCAAUCUAUGCACUAGCAGGUAGUAGAGCGUGUCUCGUAACUUUUUCGGCGGGACGAAUUGUGUUAUGCUUUACUUUUUAUUUUGUAAGAAAAUAUGCAUCUUGAUUGUUCUCUCCUUACAAGUUAUAGAGCAAGAAAGAAUGGUGCUCCAAACAAGAAAAGGCAAUUGAGUCUUGAUUUAACUAUUUAAGUUAAUGAAAAGCAUGGCGAGAAAGCAAAUCUGACUCGUAAA